Messenger RNA from Medicago truncatula (barrel medic), 552 nucleotides. RefSeq lists its product as uncharacterized. Gene Ontology annotation, molecular function: RNA-DNA hybrid ribonuclease activity; nucleic acid binding. Lineage: Eukaryota; Viridiplantae; Streptophyta; Magnoliopsida; Fabales; Fabaceae. Bases 1 to 552 code for a protein of 183 amino acids. The transcript has a single exon. The record is from RefSeq and is a predicted model, not a curated record.
AUGGUACAAAUGACAGAUAAUUUUACGGCUAUGUUAUUUGAUUUACUUGACAGGUUACCGGAACAACAAAGGCUAACAACUGUCAUGACUCUCUGGAGUUUGUGGAAGAGCCGCAAUCUAAAGUUAUGGGAAUCUACUGAUACUACCGCUGUUGCCAUCGUAUCUCGUGCAUGUGAUGUUCACCGCGAGUGGAGCUGCAUGCAAAAGGUGAAAUUCACUCAGCCUAACUCGGACAUCAACUUCUCAUGGACGAAACCUCUAAAUGGUACGAUCAAGUGCAAUGUGGAUGCCGCUGUUUUCAACAACAAUUCCAUGGUAGGGUAUGGUAUGUGCUUUCGAGAUUCAUUGGGGCAGCUUUUACUUGAAAAAUCAGAUUACAUGCAAAAUUCUGCUACUAUUCUUAAGGUGGAAACCAUUGGGCUGCUAGAAGCUAUGGAGAUGGCAAUCUCCAAUGGCAUGCAUAAUGUUAUAUUUGAAACUGACAGUAGAUCCAUGGAGAAUGCACUCUACUCUACUACCACUCCCCUCAAUGAAUUUGGAGACCUUUUGUGA